CCCAUUGCUCUUUCGAUGCGAGCUCCGUACAAUAAGUUACAUUAUUUAAUACCGAUGUAACGGGGGUCUGCCUGAUGCAGGUCAAAGACCCCAUAUUAGCAGUCCUGCUGCACUGGCAAAAUUACUCAGCUACAGCGUAAGGUAACUAAAAUGGUAAAGUGAUAAAGUCGAACAGAUAAUGUGACUAUCUGACGUGAGACCAUCGUCAUGUCCGAAGGUUCCUAAUGAGCUCACAGACUUUUCGCUGCCUAAACAAACAUUUUAACGUCUGCUUUAAAGCCAAAGACUACUACUUUUCUGCAAAUAAUUAUUGUUGGAAAUAAAUGCUCGAUGGUAAGUUUGUUCACCUCUCAAACCUUCUACGUUGCCUUCUACCAACGUUGUCUUCUACAUGGUUGACGCCUAACGCCACCUGGUAAGUGUAGAAAACGUUAUAUGCACGAAUGGCGCCUCGGUCGCAUAGCUCGGUCGUCGUUAGAAGACCGGAAAGCCAUUCUGCAUUCCGCCUUUCCCCUCCAUCAAAUUUCCUUCUGCUACAGCUACAGCUGGCUACAGCCGCCGGCAGCAAGGCAGACACAACGUCUACGGCGAAAUGGGUUUUACGCUACCUGUCUGGAAGAGGAAAUAGCAGCUGCAGAGACAGGAUGUGCUCCCAGAAACGCUGAGAAAGAUAAUUCUGCCGCUAUCGCAUCGCAGCGACGCGUGAACGCUCUGCGAAAUGGAGUCUCAACCGCCACUCCAGCAAGUCCGUCUUGCCAGAUGGUACUUUGGGGGCCUGGCAGGCUCGAUGGCUGCCUGUGUGACUCAUCCCCUCGAUCUCCUAAAGGUGCACUUGCAGACGCAGUCUGUUGGACGCGUCACCCUCGUCGGCAGCACGGUGGCCAUCGUGAAGAACCAGGGCGUCCUGGCGAUGUACAACGGUCUGAGUGCCUCCAUUCUGAGACAGUUGACUUAUUCGACGACGCGCUUCGGCAUCUACGAAGUCGUUCGCCAGGUCGUGGUAAAGCCAGGCGAAAACCUCAAGUUCUACCAGAAGGUGGGGCUGGCGGCGUUUGCCGGCGCGUCUGGCGGUUUUGUGGGCACCCCCGCCGACAUGGUGAACGUCAGAAUGCAGAAUGACAUCAAGCUCCCGAAAGAGAGCCGAAGAAACUACAAAAAUGCCCUGGACGGGUUGUGGAGGGUGUACCGCCAGGAAGGGCUCACCAAGCUUUUCUCCGGAGGAUCCACGGCAACCGCCAGGGCCGUCCUCAUGACUGUCGGACAGAUCUCAUUCUACGAACAGAUCAAGCAGACGCUUCUCCUGACGAGGUUCUUCGAAGACAACUUGACGACCCACUUCAGCGCAAGCCUCAUGGCUGCUGGAAUUGCAACAACACUGACACAACCUUUGGAUGUGAUGAAGACCAGGAUGAUGAAUGCCAAGCCCGGGGAAUAUGCCAGUAUAUGGCACUGCUUCAUAGAAACGAAAAAGCUGGGUCUUGGGGCAUUCUUCAAGGGCUUUGUUCCAGCUUUUGUGAGGCUGGGUCCCCACACCGUGCUCACUUGGAUCUUCCUCGAACAGAUGAGGCUCAAUUUUGGCUCCAUCAAGGACGUCAAGCCCAAAGCACCGUGAUCUUCCAGUCAGAAGAAAGCAUCUGCCAAUAUUUCCGUUGGCGCCAUCUGCCAGGCCGCAGGCUAAGGAGCGAUGAACAAGUGAAUUGCCACAUUCCAUUAGGAAUAGUGCCUACAACUUGGGAUUUCUUCGAGUCGCUGUCUGAAUGUUGUAAACAGUUUUAAGUGUGGCUUGUACCAGUAUGUCGUUGUGAGCGUCAUUUCACUUCACUGACUCUCGAUUGGUGCAUCAAAGUUGCUCUGCAAUGUCACGCAUACAUUCUGCAUAACCCGGUGAUUUAGAAACGGUCGUGGUGAGGACAAGGUACAAAAAGGAGUGUAGCGCUUUAGCCGUGUAGCAAAGAUUGUGCUCCGUAUUGUGAUUGAACGACAUAUUGAUUUUUUUGUAUUUUUUGGGUAUAGGCAAGGUUGAUUGCUGGAUAUAUUCAGAUUACGUUAUUCUUUUAGGUAGGGUGGUUGCCAUCGAUGGGUCUCAUUGAGUUGAGGUUUCUGGAGAGAAUAAUUUUGUAGCAGCGUUUAGAGUGUGUCAGUUUGAACUGGCAUUACCAUGAGGUGCCGAAUUAUUUUUUGCUAGACCUGCUGGAGUAUUUAUGCCAUUACAAAGACUAUAAUUUCAGUGUGUGGUACAAAGGUUCUAGGCAUUUGAGGUGCAUGUAGUAGUGAUAUAAUGUUUAUUGGGUAAGUUAAUUAAGGUAAUUGAGUCUUCACUUUUAUCUCAGGAAUUCCUAUUACAGUUACGGCUCAUGAUGCUUCAUUCAGCUUAUUUCCAGGUUAUACGUAUGUGCAUACUUGUCGGAUUACUAAAUGGCCCAGACAUUCUACACGCCUUUAACGUGAUCUGAAAAAGGUUUGUGCAUGAUGUUUUUAAUAAAGUUCCUGAAACAAUGGAUACUUUAGUAUUGCUGGCCAUGAGUCACGGCCGUCCAUUUGUUUCCCCAACAGUAUUUUUUUUGCGUUAUCCUAACUUGCCAUUUUUGUCAGGAUUGAUAUUGUCUGCUGUUGCUUGGCUCAUGUAGACCAGGUAUUGGUGUCAAUGUUUACCACCCCCAUAUAGAUGUUUACAAGUAUGGCUUUUGGGUGCGGCAGUCUUCCUGGUGGCAUAUGUAGAUCAUCUGAUGGUGAAGUCUUGCUGAGGCAUACCCACAGUUGCUAGACUAGCACCCAAACAAAGCAUUUCUCACAAUAACCACAAACCAGCCUAGCUUUUGAAGAAUGGUCGCUUGCAAACAUUUGUAGAAUGUUGUCGAGGAAGGUCGGCGGUGGUGGCGAGUUGCCUUUCUAGUCGAGUGGCAAGAGCUGCUAGGUUUAAAGGGUGCCGUCUGUUGAGCCGAAAGAUUGUUGCAGGAGAAUCUUGAUGUCUGCCUAUGGUUUUAGUAGGUAUGACUAGAGACACUGUUUUAUUCAAUGUUAAGGUGUUGUAGGACUUGGAAACAGGACUGUAUCUUUAUUUUUGUACAGUGAAAUUUAUGCAAUAAAUAUCUCUGGAGGGAC
Messenger RNA from Ixodes scapularis (black-legged tick), 3102 nucleotides. RefSeq names its product mitochondrial dicarboxylate carrier. Lineage: Eukaryota; Metazoa; Arthropoda; Arachnida; Ixodida; Ixodidae. The transcript has 11 exons. Bases 719 to 1612 code for a protein of 297 amino acids. The record is from RefSeq and is a predicted model, not a curated record. Gene Ontology annotation, molecular function: succinate transmembrane transporter activity; oxaloacetate transmembrane transporter activity; malate transmembrane transporter activity. Gene Ontology annotation, biological process: phosphate ion transmembrane transport; oxaloacetate transport; thiosulfate transport.